AUGUCUCAGAGCAGCAUUCAUGGUAUUGAAGGUAUAAAACAAAAGAGAAAAUAUUUGUCAAUUGAUCAGACAGUUGACUUGACAGAGAAAGCAGAACGUGGAUACUCUGUCACUCAACUCGCCAAGAAUUCAACAUCGGUAAAGAAAGAAAGAUUUUCAGCAUUAUUGUGCUGUAACGCAGAUGGCAGUAACCGAACAAAGUACGCAAUUGUUGGGAAAUCUGCCAACCUCAGAGCAUUGAAAAACUGCAUGAACAGACUUCCUGUCAUCUACUACAACACAAAAAAUGCCUGGUUCACACAGAUUAUUUUUGAGGAUUGGUUCCAGAAUCACUUUUGUAAAGAAGUAAAAAAGCAGCAGAUCAAUAUGUGUAGAAUUCAUCCUGCUGAGAUAAAGUCAAUGUUGUUAACUGAUAAUGCCCCAGCUCACCCCAAUGCUAAAUUAACAUCGCCUGAUGGCAAAAUAACAUGUAUAGCUUUACCACCAAACACUACAUCUGUAAUACAACCCAUGGAUUAG
Messenger RNA from Procambarus clarkii (red swamp crayfish), 519 nucleotides. The record is from RefSeq and is a predicted model, not a curated record. NCBI's taxonomy places the organism in Eukaryota, Metazoa, Arthropoda, Malacostraca, Decapoda, Cambaridae.